AUGUCCUACAAAUUGGUCCUUCUUAUCGUCCUGCUCCAAGUGUGCGCUGUAUGCUCUACGGGUUGUUGGGAUUGGAUUAAAGGAUGUUUCAAAGAUUCGAGUGACGAUCGUCGCGAAUAUAUGGAAAACUAUAAUAGGUGCAAGGACCAAUGUAAGAAAGCACAUCCACAUCGAUCACAUCCUAAAGAUAAGAAUAACUUCAACGAAUGCCUCGAGAAAUGCAUGAAGAGAUGGAAUAAUCGUGAACUCGAGCAUAAUCGCCGCAGGAGACUCUGA
Molecule: messenger RNA, 276 nt
Organism: Cylicocyclus nassatus
Lineage: Eukaryota; Metazoa; Nematoda; Chromadorea; Rhabditida; Strongylidae
Source: the annotation of a GenBank genome assembly